AUGGCUGUAGACGUGUUAACACGUACAGUAGCGCCGAGAAUAGCCUCAGCUGUAGACCUGCUAACACGUGCAGUAGCGCCGAGCAUUACAACUGCUGUAAACUUGUUAACACGUAAAGUAGCGUCGAGAAUAACCACAGCUCUGGACCUGCUAACACGUGCAGUAACACUGAGAAUAACCUCAGCUGUAGACCUGCUAACACGUGCAGUAACACUGAGAAUAACCUCAGCUGUAGACCUGCUAACACGUGCAGUAGCGCCGAGCAUUACAACUGCUGUAAAAAUCUUAACACGUAAAGUAGCGAUGAGCAUAACCACAGCUGUAGACCUGUUAACACACGCAGUAGUGCCGAGCAUUACAACUGCUGUAAACUUGUUAACACGUAAAGUAUCGCCGAGCAUAACGACAGCUGUAAACCUGUUAACACGUAAAGUAGCACCGAACAUUACAACUGCUGUAAACCUGUUAAAACGUACAGUAGCACCGAGCAUUACAACUGCUGUAAACCUGUUAAAACGUACAGUAGCGCCGAGCAUUACAACUGCUGUAAAAAUCUUAACACGUAAAGUAGCGAUGAGCAUAACCACAGCUGUAGACCUGUUAACACAAGCAGUAGUGCCGAGCAUUACAACUGCUGUAAACUUGUUAACACGUAAAGUAUCGCCGAGCAUAACGACAGCUGUAAACCUGUUAACACGUAAAGUAGCACCGAGCAUUACAACUGCUGUAAACCUGUUAAAACGUACAGUAGCGCCGAGCAUUACAACUGCUGUAAAAAUCUUAACACGUAAAGUAGCGAUGAGCAUAACCACAGCUGUAGACCUGUUAACACAAGCAGUAGUGCCGAGUAUUACAACUGCUGUAAACUUGUUAACACGUAAAGUAUCGCCGAGCAUAACGACAGCUGUAAACCUGCUAACACGUGCAAUAGCUCCGAGCAUAACAACUGCUGUAAACUUGUUAACACGUAAAGUAGCGCCGAGCACAACCACAGCUGUAGAUCUGCUAUCACGUAAAGUAGCGAUGAGCACAACCACAGCUGUAGACCUGUUAACACAAGCAGUAGUGCCGAGUAUUACAACUGCUGUAAACUUGUUAACACGUAAAGUAUCGCCGAGCAUAACGACAGCUGUAAACCUGCUAACACGUGCAAUAGCUCCGAGCAUAACAACUGCUGUAAACUUGUUAACACGUAAAGUAGCGCCGAGCACAACCACAGCUGUAGAUCUGCUAUCACGUAAAGUAGCGAUGAGCACAACCACAGCUGUAGACCUGCUAACACAUGCAGAAGCACCGAGCAUUACAAAUGCUGUAAACUUGUUAACACGUAAAGUAGCGCCGAGCAAUACCACAGCUGUAGACCUGAUAACACGUAAAGUAGCGCCUAGCAUUACAACUGCUGUAAACCUGUUAAAACGUACAGUAGCGCCGAGCAUAACCACAGUUGUAGACCUGUUAACACGUACAGUAGUGUAG
Molecule: messenger RNA, 1476 nt
Organism: Homalodisca vitripennis (glassy-winged sharpshooter)
Lineage: Eukaryota; Metazoa; Arthropoda; Insecta; Hemiptera; Cicadellidae
Product: mucin-3A-like
Exons: 1
Coding region: 1-1476 (491 amino acids)
Source: RefSeq, a predicted model, not a curated record